AUGGACAGGUCUGAAAAGACUGCUGGCAAACAAAGCGGACAGCGGUAUAUCCAUGAGUGUUGUAGGUUCCACACGCCAUGUCGUGGUGAAAAKAUUCAACCAAUUACACUUGCGACAGCAUAUCUCAAGRUAAAACGAGAAGAGGCAAAUGUCCAAAMACUAGCAAGUCUCACCAAGGAGUACUUAAACUUGGAAGAAAACUUGGUGAUUACUGACASGAACGGAUUUGAAAUCCUUGACAACAACUCAACUCAAGGCGCUGACUUCUGGGAUAAAAAUGCCCUUAAAAUAUAUGCAGUCAAAGAGCAAGUUAAUGAGAGAUUGAAAGACCAGAGGUUAAGAAUGCAGGGUAGAAGCGCUAGCAGGAAGACAAAAAGGAGCAAGGUCGAAAAUGAAGACCUAGACAAACUGGAUGACCUCGAGAAGGAAAUAAAGAUUAACAGAGAAAUGCAUACCAAACUCAAAGAAGUUACACGCAUCGUCAAAGAGGCAUUCAAGUGUGGUAUAUGUCUGGCCACAAUAWGUGGAGGCGUGUAUUAUCAUGGAUGUUGCGGCCGAAUGGCUGCAUGUAAGUCCUGUGCUGAUGAAUGGCACAGGACACAUCCUGAAUGCCUGCACUGCAGAGAUGAGGAUGGGUGUGKGAUGAGAUCUGCAGUCAAAGGACUGGAGUCCUUUUUUUCAUACAUACAAGACCUUUAG
Messenger RNA from Exaiptasia diaphana, 699 nucleotides. RefSeq lists its product as uncharacterized. The transcript has 3 exons. The coding region runs from base 1 to 699 and encodes 232 amino acids. NCBI's taxonomy places the organism in Eukaryota, Metazoa, Cnidaria, Anthozoa, Actiniaria, Aiptasiidae. The record is from RefSeq and is a predicted model, not a curated record.